UUCCGUAAAGCCUCCCCCCGCUGGGGCUCCUACGUGCAGCGGGUUCGGUGCGCGCUCCGGAGAGUAGAUGUUGCGCGGGUAAGAACGCAAGAAGAGGCCUGCUGGAUCGGGCCGUCUCGUCCUGCGGGCGCCUUGCACAGGGGGCUGCUUCUCGCUCGCGGCGGCCUGAUGCUUUUACUCCCAGGCCGCUGCGGCGCUCUUGUCCCGAUCGCGCAUUUUAUUGGGUAGCCUUGCGAAGAAGGGCCUCCCGCCCGCCGGCCCGCCCGCCCUGAUGGAGCCGCUGCCUGUGAAAAGGAAGCGCCCUCGUCCCCGGGACCCCAUCCCGGCCCCCGCCCCGGAGCAGCCCGUGCGCUUCCCGGAGGUGGUGCUCUGCCUGGUGGAGAAGCGGAUGGGCGCGAGCCGCCGGUCCUUCCUCGCCUCUCUGGCCCGCAGCAAGGGCUUCUGCGUGGAGGAGGCCCACAGUGCGAGAGUGACCCAUGUGGUAUCGGAGGGGAACUCUGGCGACGAGGUGGUCGAAUGGCUGAGAAAGAAGGGGAGGGGCUGCCUGGACGCGCCGGGGAAGGAACCAGCCCUCCUCGAUCUCAGCUGGUUCACUGAGGCCAUGAGUGCGGGCUGGCCAGUGAAGGUGGAGCCCAGGCACUGCCUGCAGGUGACUGCUCGUGCGGAGAAGCAGAAGGACAAGGCCCAGGUGGCACCCUAUGCCUGCCAGCGCCGCUCUCCGCUUGCGCACAGAAAUCCAAUGCUCACGGAAGCUCUGGAAACGGUGGCGGAGGAGGCUUACUUCUGUGGCAACGAGGGGCGCAGCCUGGCGUUCUCCAGGGCUGCCACGGUGCUGAAGUCCUUGACCUGCACUGUCCGGAGCGUGUCGGAGCUGAGCGCCCUUCCCGGCCUCGGGGUGCAUUGCAAGAGAAUCCUCCAGCAGGAGGUCCUGGAAGACGGCACGUCUGCAGAGGUGGAGAGAAUUCGGCAGUCUGACAGAUACCAGACUAUGAAGCUUUUCACGAAGAUGUUUGGGGUCGGGGUGAAGACGGCCAGCCAGUGGUAUCAAGAAGGGCUGAGGACACUCCAGGACCUCCAGAUGCGUUGCACAAAACUGAGCAGAGAGCAGCAGGCCGGCCUCCUUCAUUACACAGACCUCAGUACCCCAGUGGAGCGGCCCGAAGCAGAGGCCAUUAGCCAGCUGGUGCGCGAGGUGGCCGAGCGCUACCUGCCCGGCACCUCUGUAACGCUGACGGGCGGCUUUAGAAGGGGGAAGCGGAGUGGACAUGACGUGGACCUGCUCAUCACACACCCGGUAGAGAGCCGAGAAGAGGGACUGCUGAGCAAAAUCAUCAGCUGGCUGCAUAGCCAGGGCUUCUUGUUGUACCAGAACAGCUGCAGGAACACUUUCCAGCCCUUCAAGAUGGAAGUUCAAGAGGCCAGUGGCAGUGCGGGUUCAAUGGACCGUUUUGAGCAAUGUUUCUCCAUUUUCCGCCUUGCCGACCGUCCUGGGGGCCCCCGAGGGGAUGCCGGGGCUCAGAAGCCUGGAGCAUCCAGUUCCAGGAAGGCUGUGAGGGUGGACUUGGUCAUCAGCCCCUACAGUCAGUUUCCAUUUGCUUUGCUGGGUUGGACCGGCUCUAGGAAUUUUGAACGGGACCUGAGACGCUUUGCCAGGCAAGAGAAGAAGAUGGCUCUCAACAGCCAUGCUCUGUAUCACAUGGAGCAGAAAAUAUUUCUGCCGGCUGCCUCUGAGGAAGAAAUUUUCCAGCAUUUAGGUCUGGAGUAUAUACCUCCCGAAGAACGCAAUGCCUGAAUCCUGCUGUGGAAGAAUCAUCUUGCUCCUGACUGAAUUCACACGUUCAUCUGAAGGAACAGAAAUGCCACGGCCAUGUCUUUCCCCUCAUGCCUUGAUGGCCUUCUGGACUCACCUGUGGUUGCCGGUGUGAAAGAGUCUCUUUUUCUCUUUCCGCUGAUUUAGGAAUAGGCACGUCAGAACAGAAAUAGCAACUUCUCCCUGUGGGGACCCAACCUGCUCCAGAUGGUGUGAAUGGAACUUAAGAAAAUUAAAGAAGCACUUUUCCUACGUA
Varanus komodoensis (Komodo dragon) is the source of this 2066-nucleotide messenger RNA. RefSeq names its product DNA polymerase mu (gene POLM). Bases 272 to 1792 code for a protein of 506 amino acids. Gene Ontology annotation, cellular component: nucleus. Gene Ontology annotation, molecular function: DNA-directed DNA polymerase activity; DNA binding. Gene Ontology annotation, biological process: double-strand break repair via nonhomologous end joining. The transcript has 12 exons. NCBI's taxonomy places the organism in Eukaryota, Metazoa, Chordata, Lepidosauria, Squamata, Varanidae. The record is from RefSeq and is a predicted model, not a curated record.